This is a messenger RNA of Letharia lupina, 474 nucleotides long. RefSeq lists its product as uncharacterized. The transcript is spliced from 3 exons. Lineage: Eukaryota; Fungi; Ascomycota; Lecanoromycetes; Lecanorales; Parmeliaceae. Bases 1 to 474 code for a protein of 157 amino acids. The record is from RefSeq and is a predicted model, not a curated record. Gene Ontology annotation, molecular function: catalytic activity.
AUGAACCUUGCACAGUCAUUCAUCAACCCAGCUGGCGAAAUCGUCCUCCACCGCCGCAAGAUUACGCCGACGCACGUCGAAAGAUCACUAUGGGGCGAUGGUCAGGCUGACUCCCUGAAGUCGGUAGUGGAUACCCCGUUUGGCAAAGUAGGAGGCCUCAGUUGCUGGGAACGCAUACAUCCUCUGCUUCGUUACUACGAGUAUUCCCAGAGUGUGGAGAUCCAUGUCACUGGAUGGUCGCCUCUCUGGAAACAGCCAAAGGACGUACCUAUUUACGGGCCUGACGGCGCACCACUAGUGGAACCCUUAGCUCCAGACCAAGAGGGUAUACUCUACGCAGACAUUGACCUGUCGACGAUUGAUUUUGCCAAACAGAUGAUCGACGUGGUUGGGCGUUAUUCGAGGCCUGAUUUACUGAGCUUGCAAAUGAACACAGAGCUUGCGAAACAUGUCACGACGAAGCAACAUACCUAA